GAAAGCUAUAUUCUCAUCGAUUCCUUGGCAUUGACUUUCGUAAGGACAUGCGCCCAAAAUAAUUUCAGCAUCUCUCAUCGCAAUCACACUCAUUGUCUUUUCUAUAUGGCUUUAUAUCCUCGUGUUUUUAUUUCAUUAUCACUAUACAGCUAUAUGUGAUUGUGAUUGUGAUUGGAAGCCACGUGAAUUACGAAAUCUCAUACAAUUUUUCAGUCGCAGCUCGCAGGUGUUAAAUUUUAUCUUCGUUAAAUUUUAAGAAAACUUCUUUAUAUCAUCGUUGAAUAUUUAAUGUAACAUUCUUUGCGUUACACUUGUAUACAUAAGUCGAUGUCAUUUUAUUCUUCUCUUAAAAUUUUCUCGGACAAAAGCUCCUGAUUCGAUUUUGAUUUCGAUUUAGAUUUUUAAAAAAUAUUAAAAGUAAAAGAAAGUGAUAAACAUAAUUUAAAAAAUAUUCCAAUCCUAAACUUAUUCGCAAGAAGUAUCGUUAAAGUUGAAAAUGUUAAAUCUAUCAGGAUGGAGAUUACUUUCACUAGGAUGUAUCGUAUUAUUACAUAUUCUCAGUUUAUGUGAUGGAUUGCAAUUAAGUGCUUUUACAACUAAAACUCCAAGGGUCACUAAAUACACAACAAAGUCUCCUGCAGCAUCAAGUGCUUCGACAACUUCAUUGUACAGAUUGAAUGCAACCAAUGGAAUCACUUGUAUCCUAAUUAGCACAGACGGCCUUAUAAGCAUUAAAUAUCGAAAUAAAUUAAACGAGGAUGUCGAAGCAGACCUAUAUUUGCCCGAUAACCCGGUCCUUUCGGGCGAGUGUGUCGAGUCAAAUUCGGAAUUGUUCACGAUGACCUUUAAAGGAUUCACGUUGAGCAUUAUCUUCAAAAAGACUUCGGGAGGUGAACGUUGGUAUAUCAAUCAUGUCGAACUAUCCUACUCAUCAUCAAAUCCACUCUUCGAACAUAUCGAUCGACCAAAUUUGGACGUUAGACUUAAUUCACCCGCAAGGACUCCAAUGUUCUUCCCAACACCAGUUGGAAAAUCUUAUGUAUGUGAUAAGGAACAAAGUAUAAUUAUGUAUGCCCCACUUGAAUCCGGUGAUAAGUCUGGCCACAUAGCUCGAUUGUAUUUACGAGAACUUCGGAUGCAAAGUUUUAUGUUUAAAGAUAGUGGCAAGUGGGGUCCGUCGUUCCAUUGCAGUGCCACAGGUUCAUAUCGUGACGAAACAAUGCCACUUGCUGUUGGUACUGCUCUUGCUAUUUCAGUAUUACUAACAAUUGCUGCCUACGGUGGAUGGAGGUAUUUCAAGAUAAAGAAAGUGCAAUAUGGAACAAUGGAGUAAGGACACAAUAUUAAAGUGCAGGACUAUAAACUACAAAGUCUCGAUAGUAGAUAAUUUUAUUUUUUUUUUGUUUUUUUGUUAAUAAGCUCUUAAAACACACAUUUUGAACACAACUUUUCAAAUCGACAGCACCUUAAAUCAAAAAAGAAAAAAAUACAUCAAAUAUGAGUUUUAUCUUUAAACAAACUAACUUCCUUUUUUUUAAACUUAUGAUUUACUAACUUGUUAACUGUGCACAAUUUUCCUUUCUUUUAAGUUCUUGCUAAAUUUAUAAGAUUCUGAAAAGAAAUAACAUUUAAAAAUGAGUAUACGCGUCUAACUCAAAAACCUACGAAGUGUUCAGAUUUAAAUUUUUAUUUAAACGAUUUUUCUCAUUUGCAAAUCUAUACAAAAUUAUUUGAACACAAACAUUGCUGAAAAAUAUUGUUAAGCAAGAGCAAAAGGUACCUGCUUCUGCUAAAAAUGAUGAUGAUGCGUACAUUUUCGUUGCCAAAAAAUAAAAUAAGUAUGGUUUUAUGCUUCUAUCACCUAUUUAACAUAUAAAGUUCAAUAUUCCGAAGCUUAUAGUUUGCUCUUCAAAAAAGUAUCUAAAGCAUAUAAUAGUGACUCAUCAACGCAACCAAACUGAUUGUUGCAGAACUACAUAAAUUAAAUAAAUACAUAUUAUAUUAUACACUCAUUCUUUAAACAAAACAAAA
Messenger RNA from Eupeodes corollae, 2031 nucleotides. Its product is annotated as lysosome-associated membrane glycoprotein 5. NCBI's taxonomy places the organism in Eukaryota, Metazoa, Arthropoda, Insecta, Diptera, Syrphidae. Bases 497 to 1333 code for a protein of 278 amino acids. The record is from RefSeq and is a predicted model, not a curated record. The transcript is spliced from 5 exons. Gene Ontology annotation, cellular component: membrane.